Messenger RNA from Paramuricea clavata, 3480 nucleotides. The record is from the annotation of a GenBank genome assembly. NCBI's taxonomy places the organism in Eukaryota, Metazoa, Cnidaria, Anthozoa, Malacalcyonacea, Plexauridae.
AUGAACUGCUUUGGUUGGUAUGUCUUAGGCCAACUUGCCGCAAGCAAUAGUAGAAUUCAAUCAGUCGAUGUUGGUACAAUAAGUGUUAUCGAAGAUUUGAAUAUUCUUUUACAGCAAGAUCUUAUCGGAGUUAAACCAACCGAACUGUGUACGUACAGCGACAGUGAAUUACGGGAGAACAAAUUUGUAAAGUCACUUUCCCAGUCAACAACGUUAGUAGACGGCAGAGUCCAAAUCAAGAUGCCUUGGAAAGAAUAUGGACCACCGAGACGUAGCAACUAUAACAUUGCCCUUAAACGAAUGCACUCGACUGAAAGAUCGUUUGAAAGAAAAGAUUGCACCGAAGCCGUUAACGAAGAGGUUCAGAAGCUAUUUUCCCAAGGUUUUGUGACCAAAAUCCCCCCGGAAGAUGUAGAUCACACGAAACCUGAAUGGUACUUACCGCUACAGGCCGUAUUCACACCUAACAAGUCAACAAAGCUUCGCCUUGUCUUUGAUUCGUCUGCGAAAGGACAUGAUAAUUGCUCACUUAACGACCAUCUUGAGAAAGGCCCAAAUUAUAUCAACGAGCUUCCAAGUGUUCUUGCGGCUUGGCGAUGGGAUAACGUCGCGUACUCUGGCGAUGUACGCAAGAUGUUCAACCAGAUUUUGGUGCAUCCUGACGACCAAGUGUACCAUCGAUUUCUAUGGAGGAACAGUCCAACAGAAGAACCAACCGUCUAUCAGUGGCUGCGAUUGAGUUUCGGAGAUAAGCCAGCGCCAGACAUUGCAUCCAAUUCAAUUAAAGUUCUAGCCAAAGCGUCUCAAGUUAAAGAACCCCAAGCAGCAACAGAACUUCUGCAACAUGUGUAUGUCGAUGAUGUUGGAGGAUCCUGUUCAACUGUUCAAGAAGCAAAACAAGUCACUACAGGAAUUGAUACAAUACUUGAACAUGGGAAAUUCGAGAUCAAAGCGUGGCACUCGAACAGAAAAGAGAUUGAUCAGACGCAAAAUGAAAGAUUUACGGAUCUGCUCGGCCACAAAUGGGACAAGGAACUUGACAAGUUUACAUUCAAGAAAGCGGAAGUGAUCCGUACGCUCGAAUCGUUUACAAAGAGAAGUUGCCUUGCUAUUCUCGCCCAGUUGUGGGAUCCUAUCGGGCUCAUUUCACCUGUCACCAUAAAAUUCCGAAUAGACUUACAAGAUCUCUGGAGUUCGGGCUAUGAAUGGGAUGAUGUCUUACCCGAAGAAGCCCAGAAGAAGUGGGCGAAAAAUUUUAAGAUAAUGAAUCAUCUGUUGACCCUCCAGUUUGACCGAAAGUUGAAGCCGAGUGAUGCAAUUGGUCCACCACAGAUUCAUGGGUUCUCAGAUGCCGGAGAGCAGGCAUAUGGAGCGGUCAUAUUUCUUCGAUGGGAGCUCGAAGACAGCAGCUUCUACUGUGUUCCAGUCAUUAUCAAACCGUUUGUCGCGCCAGUAAAGAAGAAAAGUAUCCCCAGAUUAGAAUUGCUGGGCUGUCUAGCCCUCUCGAGGAUCUACGAUACCUGUCGGAAGAUAUUAGAUUUUGCAAACGUCAGCGAAGCAAAGAAAUUUCUAUGGGUCGAUUCUACAACAGUGCUAUCUUGGAUAACAACUCCCUCGAAAGAGUUCCGGCCCUUUGUCUCAGCAAGAGUCGCAGAGAUUCAAGAAACUGUUGGUACGAAUGACUUUCACUACAUUAGAUCCAGUUUCAACCCAGCUGAUGGCCUCACUCGAGGAAUUAAAUUGGGACAACUCGAAGAAUGGUUAACUGGUCCACUCUUCCUCACGACGCCCGAACCAGAAUGGCCACAAUUUAAAGAAGACAAUCAAAAGCGUAAUGUUGAUCUCUCGGAGACCAAAAGGGAAUCUAAACCUCCGAAGAAGUCGAAGAACAAAUCGACAUCUCAAGUUAGCUCAACCUUUAAAGAAGAGCUAGCAAAUUCCACCCCAGAAGAUUCGACAAAAGUUUCUAACGAGCCAAGAGUUCAAGCCAACGUAGCGACGAAAUAUGAAGUGGAAAACCCCAUUUUUUCCCAUCUACUAGAAACUUGCUCUACGUUUUCGAAAAUUCGAAGAACACUCGCAUAUGUUAAUCGGUUUAUCCAAAAUGCCAGAAACGUAAAUCGACAAAGAGGAUCAAUUACCGUGGAGGAACUUCGGAAUGCAGAGAAACAACUGUUUCAGUGGACUCAAUCUCACAUAACUGACAAUGCGAUUGCCGAGCAACUCCUUGUCGAGAAAGAUGAAGAUGGCCUACUCAGAGUACAUGGACGGCUCGAAGACAUCAGAACCCUUCCAAAAGAUAUGAGAAACCCGAUUCUCCUUCCCAGAAAUCACCCACUAGUCUAUCUACUUCUGCAACACAUGCAUGAAACAAAUCGUCAUUGUGGAUACCAACGAUUGAUGCACGAGGCGAGAAGAAAAUUUUGGAUCAUUGGACUUCGUGGCAUGGCGAAAUAUCUCACCAACAAAUGUGUCGUUUGCCACAAGCUACGCAAGAAACCCCUUGGUCAAAUCAUGGGGCAAAUACCAAGCCUACGAGUAGCUGCAGGAUUUCCUCCGUUUACGAACACUGCCAUAGAUAUGUUCGGUCCGUUUUAUAUUAGAUUGGGUCGAAAGACACUAAAGGAAGCACAAGUCAUUAUCUUCACUUGCAUGACUACAAGAGCGGUACAUUUGGAGCUCGUUAGCGACAAAAGUACGGACACGUUCUUAUUAGCAUUUCGGCGUUUUGCCAGUCUACGUGGUCAUCCAAGCACGUGUUGGUCUGAUUGUGGUACCAAUUUUGUUGGCGCUCAAAGUUAUCUCGAUGAAGUUAUGCGGAAUUGGAACAUUCCAAAAAUUCAGAGUGUUCUUUCCAACGAAUUUACCUGCGAGUUCAAGUGGCAGUGGAAUACACCGCAUGCGAGUCACCAGAACGGAGUGGUGGAAUCUCUGAUCAAAUCGGUGAGACAGGCCAUGGAUGCCACAUGUAAGAACCAAACAUUCACAGAAGAGCAAUGGCGUACGUUUCUUGCAGAAACCACUUAUCUAAUCAACAACCGGCCGCUAUAUCCAAGUUCAGAACGUGUUUGGGAAAGCCCGCCAAUCACAGCCAACGACAUCCUCAUCGGAUCACACAAUUCACCUCCACAACCGGAGUCCGAAGAAAAGAUCAAUCCUAGAGAUUUGCUAAGAAGUACAGAGGAUAGAGUGAACGCAUUCUGGAACUGCUGGAUCAAGUACUUCGCACCUAACCUUUUGCCAAGGAACAAAUGGUUUCGAACGAGGGAAGAUGUCAAAGUUGGUGAUUUGGUUCUGGAACUCGACAACAAGCACAGAAGAUCUCAAUGGAAAAUGGCGGUGAUUAUCGACACCUACCCAGGAAAUGACAAUCAUGUUAGAAAAGUUCGAAUCAAGGCGGAAAAUGGUGAAUACGAUAGACCCAUUCACAAGCUUUGCCUCAUCGCAACUAAAGAAGAAUUAAACGGAGAAGAGAGAUAG